Anopheles maculipalpis is the source of this 1752-nucleotide messenger RNA. It is a transcript of the gene Smyd4-4, whose product is annotated as SET and MYND domain-containing protein 4. Gene Ontology annotation, molecular function: protein binding. Lineage: Eukaryota; Metazoa; Arthropoda; Insecta; Diptera; Culicidae. The transcript is spliced from 2 exons. The coding region runs from base 1 to 1752 and encodes 583 amino acids. The record is from RefSeq and is a predicted model, not a curated record.
AUGUGUGAACCUCUCGAAGAAAAGUUCGGUGCCUGGGAGCUGUUCGAAGAGAUAUGGGAAAAGGAGGGUAUGGAUGACUGGGCGAGCAUUUCGGACAAGUUGGAUGCGUUCAUAAAAGACAGUCCCUUUCACGAUCGGCUGAAGCUUCGCGCCGAUGAAAAAGAUAACGCCAAGGCACGCACCUUACGGGCGAAAGGCAAUGAAAUGUUCCACCCAAAGGUGAAGCGCUAUAUCGAGGCACUAAAAUGCUACAACGAAAGUAUCGCAUUCUCACAAAAGGGAACCGAGGAUAGAGCUAUAGCAUAUGCGAAUCGGUCGAUGAUCUGCUACGAACUACAUCGGUAUGAAGAAUGUUUGGAAAACAUUCGUCUAGCACGUGAUUCUAACUAUCCGGAACGGUUUUCGCACAAGCUGGUAAAACGGGAGGAAGCUGUCAGAAAAGUUCUGUUGGCAACGAAAGACGACCGUAAGGAUACCAAGGCAAACGGUCCGAUUCCGAAGCUUAGCUACAAUACGCGAGAAACUUUACCUCAGGUUGCAGAGUGUUUGGAGCUGUGUGAAAGCGACAAAUUUGGCCGGUACGUGGUAACUAAUCGAAAGUUAAAAGCUGGCGAUGUGGUCAUCAUAGAACAACCGUUUUGCCGUUUGCUUCUUGACGUGUAUCGUUGCAUUCGGUGCGAUUUCUGCCUCAAGGAAAGCAUAUUUACGCUUAUACCGUGCGAAAGCUGCACCGUUGCCAUGUACUGUUCGAACGGCUGUAAGACCAAAGCACUGCAACAGUACCAUCGAUACGAGUGUCCAAUAAUACGGGACAUGUGGCGAAUUUUCACAAAAAUCCCUACCCUAUCGCUACGCGUCAUAACUACAGCGAUUGCCACGUUUGACCAUAAUCUGCAAGCUAUGAGAGAGCACUUGCGUGCACUGAACGAGAAAAAGAUAAAUGCGUUUACCAUGGAUUGGACGCAAGCAUCGCCAACUGACGUUUACAACACGGUGCACGUGCUGGAAACGAACGCCAACGUUCGAACGCCAAAAGAUCGUAUGGCGCGAGUAUUUUUCGCCAAAAUCAUUCAAAAACUGCUGAUCGAACGCACUGACCUGGGUAAAGUUUUUGGAAACGAUUUCGAGAUGGCAGAAUUGCUGGAUGAUCUGCUGCUGCGCCAUCUACAGACGUCCCCGGUCAAUAUGCAUUCGUUAAAUUACAUGGAAUAUAAGCCGGCACAGGAGUUGUAUGAGUUGGAAAAUCAUGCUUCGGCUUGCUUUCCGCUGCUGAGCAUGUUGAACCAUUCCUGUGCACCUAAUGUGACCCGUGUCACUCUACAUGACGGACGGUGCGCCGUGGUAGUGAAUCGUCCUAUUCCUAAGGGUGGCCAACUUUACGAUAAUUAUGGCAUGCAUCACAGUCUGAUGCCGCGCAAGGAAAGGCAACUCGCCUUGGCAAAUCAGUACUGUUUCCUCUGUAAAUGUGAAGCGUGCGUGAACAAUUAUCCGUUGUAUUUCGAUCUUCCCAACAUCGAUUGUAGCCCGCAUAUAUUGAUAGAUAUUCUAGCCAUGCACGCGGAACUGAUAAUCCAUAACGCAACGAAGGCGGCAGAGGUGAUGCCAAAGCUGCUUCGCCACUUGAACGAUAUUGGACGACUAUAUCCCAAAAAGGAGACUUGCUCGUGCCAAGAGCUGUUUUUGCGUAGCUUUCAAAUUUUGUACAAACCGACAUCAGAAAGUGCACAGUACUGGAAGUAUUGUAAUCCCUAG